AUGCAGAGAAAGUUGACCAAGGGCUUCGUUCCACGGCGACCGUUUCCUGCGUGUGCAGCUCCACACAGCGACCGCGGCCUGCAAUGCGCGGAGCGCAGCGCGGCCUUCUCCAGCCGGAGCUGGGGAUCCGCGGUGGCGGCCGGUGGCCACCGCAGGGAAAUAAAGCCAUUGCUGCCGCAGCAAAAUGGCUCAAAGUCCAACCAAAGCCUGGCCUUUUCCUGUGAGUCAAGACUCUGCCUGUUUGGUUCUCCGUCUCGAGUGAUUCCCGGCUCAGUAACGUUUCUCCUCCAGGGAGCCCUCUGCAACUCCACUGGCUGCGCCGCCUCCUCGCGCACCCGCCGCGCGCGCCCUGGGCGGGUGACUGGAGAGUGCGAUGUCCCCGGGAAGGCAGAUCCCCUACCUGGAACGACGGUUCCAGACCAGCGGGAACGCGCCCUAUCCACUAGCGCCUGCACCCGUGGCCGAGUGUGGGUGGCGGAGCCCCGGGUGACAGCACUGGAGACCGCGCACCCGGACCCUUCGUACCCUCGGUGUCAGCCAGUUGCCACGAGCAGUGGAACAGACACGAAACCCAGGCAAAAAAGCAGGGUACAUUGGGAGUCGCUCCGGCUUUCCAAAGGCAGGGGUGGUCGAGCCCUGUGCCAGACUUCGCACUUUCUUAUCCAGUUCUUUGUGAAAGAAGCCGUUUCCUGCCCCCCUGCAGGAGCCCAGGCUGUGGGCGGCUCACUAGCGCUGCCCUGGGAAUGCAGCCUCCGAGCUCCCUGCUCGCGGAGCCCAGCGCCGACACUCACUGGAGCUGCGUCCCCGGAUCCGCUUAGAGGCUCUGCACCGAUCCCGAUCCAAUUCAGCAGCGUUUUAAAAGAGCACCGGAGGGGAGGAAGCUGGGCUGGAAGACAAGGAAGCUGCUGUUUGGAUUCGCUGGUGGAGGAAAGUGCGACCUGGAGCUGGGCUUGGGGCCUCCUGUCCCCUUACUUCAGCACCAGAGGGGAUGGACAGCGUCUCCGGACUGGGCUGCAGCCUCAGGGACCGAACUACGCUGCCGCCGCCGCUGUCCUUGCCGCCACUGUCGUCGCCACGGGCAGCUGGGCUCCUUGCUCCUCGCAGCUAAAAGGCGGUGGCUCUUAUUACCCACUCGCUUCCCGGUCCCCUUCGUUGAUGGAUGAAAAGUACCCCUACCUCUACACCUGCUGUACCUAAGGACAGGACUCUGAGGAGUACCCUUGCUCCGCAGAUUAAACUCUCGGCAGCAACUUGAAGAAUUAUCUUUCUAUAGGGGCCUGGGAGGAAUUCUGGCAGAAGAGUAAAGUAGAAGUUCUUAGAAGCUCUGAGAAAUCAUGGGCGGCGCAAUUGGGGUCGAAAUGCUCAAAGGCCCACACUUCUUGAAAUAAGCAGAAUGGUCCUAAGUGGAUUGCAACUGUUUUGGAAAUAGCUUUGUGAAAAGAGACUGGAGAUCUACUCAGAAUUCUGCGUUAGAGAAACUGAAAAGACAUCUAAUUUCACUGCUCGGCAGACUGCUCUCCAGAAUGUUGAGAUUGCCCAAGAAGUGACCCCAGCAAAAGAAAAAUAUUGCUCUACCUAAAUUCAAGUAAGACCAUUACUUUGCAAUAAUGUAUCAUGUGUAAAUUAGUGAAAAAAAUUGACUG
Molecule: messenger RNA, 1643 nt
Organism: Sapajus apella (tufted capuchin)
Lineage: Eukaryota; Metazoa; Chordata; Mammalia; Primates; Cebidae
Exons: 6
Coding region: 1-1197 (398 amino acids)
Source: RefSeq, a predicted model, not a curated record